Molecule: messenger RNA, 225 nt
Organism: Cooperia oncophora
Lineage: Eukaryota; Metazoa; Nematoda; Chromadorea; Rhabditida; Trichostrongylidae
Source: the annotation of a GenBank genome assembly
AUGCGAGACGAUAUGGCACUGAGCGUAUUGCGGCAACUUGUCGAGCUUCCUUUGAACCCCUAUGGCCCUUUACCCCUUCCUCUGUUCGGAAAUCUUCACACAAUGCUUGCUCAUGAACCUGGAUAUGAUGUAUUUGAUACGUGGAAGAAGAAGUAUGGCCCAGUUUACACCUACUGGAUUGGUAAUGAACGUUCAGUCUUCUAUUUCCCAAACUGCAUCACAUGA